AAUGACAAGUGUCAUAUGUAUUAGCCUUAUAAUACUUUCAUGUUUCAUAUUCAAAUAAGCUCUUUCUUCUCCAUGCUUCUCUCUCACCAACUUUAAAACUCCAUUCUAAUACUUCCAUUUUUGUCUCUGAAAUCUCUCAAUCCUUCUCUUUCUCUGUAAAUAUCUCUCUGUCUGUCUCUCUGCCAUGGCCGUGGCAGAGCUAACAUCACCUACUGUUGCAUAUACCCACACCCCAACUCGUCUCCACUCUUCUUCUCAGCUUUCACUCUCUUCUACCCAUCUCUCUUUUCGCCUUCGCCGCUCCUUUCGACCUCAAAAUACUAGAAUUACUUGCUCUGUAGAUCAAGUUCAAGCCCCAGUUGCAGUUGAGACUAAGAAGUCUACAGACAAGUCUGAUUGCUUUGGUGUUUUCUGCCAAACAUAUGAUCUCAGGGCUGAGGAGGAGACAAAAUCAUGGAAGAAACUAAUUAAUAUAGCAGUUUCUGGUGCUGCUGGAAUGAUAUCCAAUCAUCUACUUUUUAAACUUGCAUCUGGUGAAGUUUUUGGGCCAAAUCAGCCUAUAGCAUUGAAACUAUUGGGAUCUGAAAGGUCUUUUCAAGCUCUUGAAGGAGUUGCAAUGGAACUUGAGGAUUCCUUGUAUCCUUUGUUAAGGGAAGUGAGCAUUGGAAUAAACCCUUAUGAAGUGUUUGAAGAUGCAGAAUGGGCUCUAUUGAUUGGAGCAAAGCCUCGAGGACCUGGCAUGGAACGAGCUGACUUAUUAGAUAUCAAUGGGCAGAUUUUUGCUGAACAGGGAAAAGCUCUUAAUGCUGUUGCGUCUCGAAAUGUGAAGGUGAUAGUAGUGGGCAACCCUUGUAAUACCAAUGCUUUAAUUUGUCUGAAAAAUGCUCCAAAUAUACCUGCAAAGAAUUUUCAUGCUUUGACUAGGUUAGAUGAAAACAGAGCAAAAUGUCAGCUUGCAUUGAAAGCAGGUGUGUUCUAUGAUAAAGUGUCAAAUGUGACCAUAUGGGGAAAUCACUCGACCACUCAGGUUCCGGACUUUCUAAAUGCUAGAAUAAAUGGCUUACCUGUCAAAGAGGUCAUAAAAGAUCACAAGUGGUUAGAAGAAGAGUUCACUGAGAUGGUCCAGAAGAGAGGUGGAUUGCUCAUUCAGAAAUGGGGACGAUCUUCGGCUGCAUCAACUGCUGUGUCCAUUGCUGAUGCCAUAAAGUCUUUAAUAACUCCCACCCCCGAGGGUGAUUGGUUUUCUUCUGGAGUUUAUACCAACGGAAAUCCAUAUGGCAUCGCGGAGGGCUUAGUUUUCAGCAUGCCAUGCAGAUCAAAAGGUGAUGGUGAUUAUGAACUUGUCAAGGAUGUAAUCUUUGACGAUUACCUUCUAAAGAAAAUUACUAAGACAGAAGCUGAGUUACUAGCUGAGAAGAGAUGUGUAGCCCACCUCACCGGAGAGGGUAUCGCUUUUUGUGAUCUACCUGAGGACACAAUGCUUCCCGGAGAAAUGUAAACUUUGAGUCUCAAAACACCAUUACACGUUUCUAAAAUACUUCAACAGCUACUUCAGAAGGCAGAAGAUGUGAUUAGAAAAAAUUGUUUAUUUAGAACUAAUUAAUUUCAUAUGUGCAUUAUGUUGCAUGUCGAAAUGUCAAACGCGUUAUUUUUUUAAAUAAUUUCUAAAUAUAUAAUUUGUAUUUCGUAAUUAUUAUAUCAUUAUAAUACAAUAUAAGUUCAAUUUCACGUGUGGAA
Jatropha curcas is the source of this 1737-nucleotide messenger RNA. RefSeq names its product lactate/malate dehydrogenase family protein. The record is from RefSeq and is a predicted model, not a curated record. NCBI's taxonomy places the organism in Eukaryota, Viridiplantae, Streptophyta, Magnoliopsida, Malpighiales, Euphorbiaceae. Gene Ontology annotation, biological process: malate metabolic process. Gene Ontology annotation, molecular function: L-malate dehydrogenase (NADP+) activity.